Aspergillus mulundensis is the source of this 423-nucleotide messenger RNA. Its product is annotated as mitochondrial 54S ribosomal protein mL41. Gene Ontology annotation, biological process: translation. NCBI's taxonomy places the organism in Eukaryota, Fungi, Ascomycota, Eurotiomycetes, Eurotiales, Aspergillaceae. Gene Ontology annotation, cellular component: mitochondrial large ribosomal subunit. The record is from RefSeq and is a predicted model, not a curated record. Gene Ontology annotation, molecular function: structural constituent of ribosome. The coding region runs from base 1 to 423 and encodes 140 amino acids. The transcript has 2 exons.
AUGAAGCCGUCUCAGCCGAUGAUGGCGCGUCUGCGCCUGACGACGAAGCAGGUCAAUGGCGGUUACUACAAGGGUAACCGGACCGGUUCGAUGGGUUACUUUGCGAAGAACGGAUCAUACGUGAUUGACUGGAAGAAGGUCCGCACAUAUGUUGUACCUGAGAACCUGAGCUCCUUCAAGCUCACUCCCUUCGUCACGAAUCUCAUGAACCCCACAAAGAGCAAGUACACACAGGAGGUUGAGCGGAACGGACGCACCUACACAGUCGACACGGCUCUCCGAGGAAAGGAUUUCCUUGAAAUCUGGUCGACGGAUAACGGCGAGGAGGUGGUCAAGCAGGAGGAGAUCGAUAAGAAAGAGGAAGCGCGCCAGGGCAAGGUUGCGGCCAAAGCUGCUAAACGUGCCGAAGCUGGCAAGGCGUAG